Messenger RNA from Mytilus trossulus (common blue mussel), 1900 nucleotides. RefSeq lists its product as uncharacterized. Gene Ontology annotation, cellular component: neuron projection membrane. Gene Ontology annotation, biological process: synapse organization. Lineage: Eukaryota; Metazoa; Mollusca; Bivalvia; Mytilida; Mytilidae. The coding region runs from base 1 to 939 and encodes 312 amino acids. The transcript has 8 exons. The record is from RefSeq and is a predicted model, not a curated record.
AUGAGAAAAGUGAUGGAUUCCUAUGCAAGGUUAAGUAAGAUCAUACAUUUGAUGUCAUUGGAAUAUUAUAUUUUAUCAGCAGUUGUGUUUACGUCAUCAUUUUGCUCUUUACACAUACAUGAUGAAAAUUCAACUGCUCCUUACUUUGAAGCACGGGACGACAACGUAGCAUUCCGCAUUGGUGAAACAGCAACUUUAUUAUGCGCAGUGGCUAAUUUAAAUACUAGAUUUGUUUAUUGGAGACGUACGUCUGAAUCUCAUCCUUUGAUAAUAGGUGAUUUUAUAUAUAGUCCUGACCAACGACAUUCAAUAAAACGUGUGGCAAGAAAAAAUGAAUGGAAUCUCGUUAUCAGAGAUCUACAAGCUGAUGAUGCGGGAGUUUAUGAGUGUGCAAUUAGUACAAAAGAAAAGGAUAUCAGAAGACUAGUGAUCCUUAGAAUUAAAUUUGGGAAAAAUUCUUAUGAUUAUAUUUACUUUACAGAUAAGAUUAGCAUUAAACCUCAAAUUAUUAUGUCUGGAAAAGACUUUGUAAGUAAAGGCCAGAAAAUUGUACUGACUUGUAAUAUAACUGGUGGAGAUCAUUAUACUCCGGAUGGAGUCGACUGGUUUAUUAAUGGACAUAAAGUUGAUCAUCGAACCAUGCCCCGCAUGAGAAUAUACAACAAGGUUGACAAUCAGCUCAAAACAUUUUAUAGUACUUUAGAAAUAAGACGUUCAUUAAUGGAUGAUAAAGGAAUGUAUGUCUGUAGAGGGCCAUAUUCUAAAACAUCUAGUAUCUCAUUACACGUUCUCGAUGAACAAAAGUCUAGCGUUGAUAAACGGGAUUUUGCGAAUGAUUCCGCAGUUUCCAGAUAUUCAUUUCAAUGGAAGCAUCAUUGUUGUGUAUUUUUAUUCAGUUUAUCUGCAACCUUAACAUCACACAUUUGGUUAGUUAUAUGACGAGUACAGAUUGUAAAUGAAUGUUGAAAGACCUUUACAAAUAUUUUAGCUCACGAAGACCUCAUUUUCAGUAUAUCAAUAAGAGGACGAUCGUUAUUGGAUGUUUAUUUAAAAAGAAAACGAAAAUCUUAAAACUAUUUAAGAUCACGAAUGUUGCGGUAAAAUUGAAGUUUCAGAGUCAUCCAGUCGUUGUUCCAAACUCUGCCUUAAUCAUCAAAAGUGCCUUAACAUAACGCAUUCAUUUUGCGAGAAAUGGUGAGAACAGAUAUCGUAAAAGCGAAGAAUCAAAUGAGUUGUCAAGGCUAGGAUACUUAACCAGAAUUAAACCAAAUAAUUGAUAGAUCUCAGGUGGAAUUACUUUGCUUUACCAUAUAAAGAUGUGUAUUCAGAUGUUUAAAACUAUAUCGACAACUGCAUCAGGCUAAAUACAAUCGAUUUAACUUGAAAAGUGAAAACUGCAAUCGGAUAUCACACAAGUUGUGGGUGACACGAUUUAUCAUCUGUAGAUUCGAGUGCGUGCUGGAAUGUUGAUUAUCUAUUAAGAUAUGUAGUAAACAUCAAUGGUGAGAGAAAUGAAAACAAAUAUUGAAGUAAACCGUGGAACAAUUACUCCAAUAAAAAUAAAAUCAGCUUUAAUUAAGAUAGCGAUAAGAAUGAAUAAUGAAUGCAGUAAUAAACAGUAAGACGCAAGUAAUACCGUACUGUUUGAUAGUAUUUUUAUAGAUUUUUUACUAGUUGAUCCUUUAGCAAUAUUACCAAAGCAUCGGUUUUUGUUUUACGAGUUUAAAUCUGGUUUAUGUUAUUUCAAUCUUAUUUAAUUUAGAAUUGUGAUUUUUUUUUCACAUUGAAUAUUUGCGAUGUAUACAUCAAUGCUACAGUAACCCUAUGACAAAGAAACCUUCAUAUAUCUAGAGAAAAAUACAUGUAUAGUUUUCAACAUUAAACAUGUGUCUAUAUAAUA